AUGGAGCUCUGUGCAGGUGGCACCCUGGCGGGCCAUAUUCAGCAAGCUCCCAGGGAACCGCGCAUCAAGUCCAUGAAUUUUGCAGCGGGAUCGGUCUGGAGAGCUGUGGCUCACAUCCACCAUUGCGGCGUGGCGCAUCGCGACAUCAAGGCGCCGAAUAUUCUACUGACGGAAGCUCGAACCGUUCGCCUUGCAGACUUCGGGUCUGCUUCCUGGAGUGCCCCGGAUGAAUGGCACCAAGACGUCGCAGGGUCUUUGACUAAUCUCGCGCCGGAGGCGUUGCCACUUGCCUCCGCAUUGCGCCAAAGUGCGCAAUUGUACAAAGCCAGGCCUGUGGAUGUUUGGGCAACUGCCGUUACCUUCUAUGAAUGUGUGGUAGGCCGGCCACCUUUCCGGGGCUCCAGUUUGAAAAGGUUGUUUGAUGCCAUCAAGCGGGGCAUAGCUCUCGAGGGCUACAGUCCUGGAAGCCUUGCAGAUGACAAAGAACUUCCUGACCCUCAAGCCCUUCCAGACUCUAAAGAUCUUGUUGGCUCUGACGAAGUUCGAGACGCAGGACAUCCCACUUCCAAGAACCUUGCAAGAAUGCUCCAAGACGCUGGAGUUGCAAAGUGGAAAGUCAAAGAAGCUUUGAGCUUCAAGUGUCCUUACUGCGAGGAAGCUCGACUUGGAGGUACUUCUUCAAAACAGAUCCCUCCGGCAUCUCUUCGACCUCUACCACGUGUGUGGGAGCAUGUCUGUUUGGACAUUGGAGAAUGGACAGUGCCCAACUUUGACGGCAAGAUCAAGUUCAUUCUGUUCAUCGACAUAGCGACCCGCUACAAGGUCACCGAGUCCCUCUUCGACUAUGCCCACGGCGAGGUCAAGAUUGAGAACGCCGACAUGGUGAUUCAAGCCAUCACUUUGCGAUGGCUGAUGGACAAACCUCGUCCACACGUUCUGAUUCCAGACAAUGCCAAAAGUCUGAUGUCUCAGAAGUUUGUGGAUUUCAUGAUGGAGAUGCGGGUAGAAGUCAUUCCACCUCCUGACCAAGAAUCUUGGGCGCAUGGCAUUGUGGAGAGUGCCAUCAACUUGAUCAAAACGACGGCAACCAAGAUCCACUUGUCCAUGCCGGAUUUGGAUCCCCGCUUGACUUUAGCUUUGGCAACAAGCGCUUUGAACUCGAGCGAGUUCCACCGAGGAUACACAAGUCUUCAAUGGGCUUUUGGCAAACAAACAGAAUUUGGCGAUGAGGAGCUACGUCGUCAACUUUGUCUUCCCAUUGAUCAUCAACAACAAGAAUUUGCUCGACUUCUCAACAGCCGUCAAACUGCUGAAGCUUGUGCCCGAAAAGCAAAAGCUCAAGUGGUCUACUCCAAGCUGAAGAACUCUUCAAUCCGACAACCUGUGA
This is a messenger RNA of Cladocopium goreaui, 1387 nucleotides long. The record is from the annotation of a GenBank genome assembly. NCBI's taxonomy places the organism in Eukaryota, Dinophyceae, Suessiales, Symbiodiniaceae.